CGGCCGGGCCGCCGCGCCCUGACCCCCCAAUGGCCACCCGGGCCUCCGGGCCGCGAAGUCGUCGCGCCAGAAGCCGGGCCCCAGAGUGAGCGCGGGGCGCUGAGGAUCUCAUCUGGCCGCCGCGUUCUGGGAGAGGCGAGGGGGAGAGUGCGCGUGAGAGGCGGAGGAGAGAGACACGGCGGGGGAAAGGGAGACGGCGAGACGCGCAGCCGGCGCUCCGAGACCCCGGAGGAGCCCGCAGAGUAAGGGAUGCCAAGAGCCAUGUGACCCAGAAGGGACCCAGCUGACCCAGAAUACCUAGUGCUCAUUUCAGAGAGCGCAGACAGGUCUGUUUGGCCAGCAUCCUGCCCUGCACUGAGCACAGAGACUGGUGCCCUGUGGGAAAGAAGUGCAUGCCCAUUCUGAAGAUAACCAGCCCGAGUCAUGCAGUCUUUUCGAGAAAGGUGUGGUUUCCAUGGCAAACAACAGAACUACCCGCAGACCUCACAGGAAACAUCGCGCCUGGAGAAUUACAGGCAGCCCAGUCAGGCUGGGCUAAGCUGUGACCGGCAACGGCUGCUGGCCAAGGACUAUUACAGCCCACAGCCUUAUGCAGGUUAUGAGGGUGGUACCAGCACACCCUCUGGUGCAGCAACCACAGUGGCUGACAAGUACCACCGAGGCAGCAAGGCCCUGCAGGGGAGGCCAGCUUUCCCUGGCUAUAGCAGCGUCCAGGACAGCAGCCCCUACCCGGGACGCUAUUCUAGUGAGGAAGGUCUGCAGGCCUGGGGGGCUCCACAGCCACCUCCCCCUCAACCACAACCCCUGCCAGGAGGGGUGGGAAAGUAUGAAGAGAACUUGAUGAAGAAGACAGCGGUGCCCCCAGGCAGGCAGUACUCCGAGCAGGGCACCCAACUUCCCUUCCGGACUCACUCUUUGCAUGUCCCCCAGCCUCCGCCUCAGCUGCCACAGCCCCAGCAACCCUUGGCAUACCCCAAACUCCAAAGGCAGAAACUGCAGAAUGACCUCGCCUCUCCCCUGCCUUUUCCCCAGGGCAGCCACUUUCCCCAGCACUCCCAGUCCUUCCCCACCUCCUCUACCUUCUCCUCGUCUGUCCAGGGUGGCAGCCAGGGGACCCACUCUUACAAGAGUUGCACAGCACCGUCUUCCCAGCCCCAUGACAGGCCACUGACUGCCAAUGCCAGCCUGGCCCCGGGGCAGCGGGUCCAGAACCUUCACACCUACCAGUCAGGCCGCCUUGGUUAUGAGCAACAGCAGCAGCAGCAGCAGCAGCAAGCACUUCAGAGCCGGCACCAUGCCCAGGAAACCCUCCAUUACCAAAACCUCGCCAAAUACCAACACUACGGACAGCAAGGCCAGGGCUACUGCCAGCCGGAUGCGGCCGUCAGGACUCCAGAGCAGUAUUACCAGACCUUCAGCCCCAGCUCCAGCCACUCCCCUGCACGCUCCGUGGGCCGCUCACCUUCCUACAGCUCCACCCCAUCGCCGCUGAUGCCCAACUUGGAGAACUUUCCAUACAACCAGCAGCCACUCAGCACCGGAGCCUUCCCCACGGGUAUCACCGACCACAGCCACUUCAUGCCCCUGCUCAACCCCUCCCCGACCGAUGCUGCUGGCUCUGUGGACACCCAGGCCAGCAACUGCAAGCCCCUGCAAAAGGACAAGAUCCCUGAGAACCUGCUGUCAGAUCUCAGCCUGCAGAGCCUCACGGCCCUGACCUCACAGGUGGAGAACAUCUCCAACACUGUGCAGCAGCUCCUGCUGUCCAAGGCUGCCGUGCCGCAGAAGAAAGGGGUGAAGAACCUUGUGUCCAGGACUCCAGAACAGCACAAGAGCCAGCACUGUAGCCCUGAGGGCAGUGGCUACUCGGCAGAGCCAGCAGGCACACCACUGUCCGAGCCACCGAGCAGCACACCACAGUCCACCCAUGCCGAGCCCCAGGAGGCAGACUACCUAAGCGGCUCUGAGGACCCUCUGGAGCGCAGCUUUCUCUACUGCAGCCAGGCCCGUGGCAGCCCUGCCAGGGUCAACAGCAACUCCAAGGCCAAGCCUGAGUCUGUGUCUACCUGUUCUGUGACCUCACCUGAUGACAUGUCCACCAAAUCUGAUGACUCCUUCCAGAGCCUGCACAGCACUCUGCCGCUGGACAGCUUUUCCAAGUUCGUAGCAGGCGAGCGGGACUGCCCACGGCUGCUGCUCAGCGCACUGGCACAGGAAGACCUGGCCUCAGAGAUCCUGGGGCUGCAGGAGGCCAUCGGGGAGAAGGCUGACAAGGCCUGGGCCGAGGCUCCUGGACUGCCCAAAGAUGCCAGCAAGCCGCCCUUCUCACUGGAGAACCACAGCGCCUGCCUGGACUCCGUAGCCAAGACUGCAUGGCCACGGCCAGGGGAGCCAGAGGCCCUGCCUGACUCCUUACAGCUGGACAAGGGUGGCAGCACCAAGGAUUUCAGCGCAGGGCUGUUUGAAGACCCUUCUGUGGCCUUUGCCACCCCUGACCCCAAAAAGACAACCAGUGCCCUGUCCUUUGGCACCAAGUCCACUCUUGGGGCUGCUGCUCCAGACCCCACCACGGCAGCAUUUGACUGCUUCCCAGACACAACCACCGCCAGUUCAGUGGACAGUGCCAACCCCUUUGCCUGGCCAGAGGAGAACCUGGGGGAUGCUUGUCCCCGGUGGGGAUUACACCCUGGUGAACUCACCAAAGGCCUGGAGCAGGGUGGGAAGACCUCAGAAGGACUGGGCAAAGGGGAGGCCCAUGAGGCUUCGGCCUGCCUGGGCUUCCAGGAGGAGGAGCCCUCGGGGGACAAGGCAGCCCUGCUGCCUGGGGAUUUCAAGCAGGAGGAGGCGGGCGGGGUGAAGGAGGAGGCGGGCGGGCUGCUGCAGUGUCCCGAUGUGGGCAAGGCUGACCGGUGGCUGGAGGACAGCCGACACUGCUGUUCUGCUGCUGACUUUGGGGACCUGCCACUGCUGCCAGCCCCUGGCAGAAAGGAGGACCUGGAGGCUGAGGAGGAGUACUCGUCCCUGUGUGAGCUACUGGGCAGCCCAGAGCAGAGGCCGGGCCUGCAGGACCCACUCUCACCCAAGGCCCCGCUCAUCUGCACCAAGGAGGAGGCUGAGGAAGUGCUGGACUCCAAGGCUGCCUGGGAUUCCCCGUGCCACCUCUCUGGGGAGUCCGUCAUCUUGCUGGGCCCCACAGUGGGUGCUGAGUCCAAGGUCCAGAGCUGGUUUGAGUCCUCCCUGUCCCACAUGAAGCCAGGUGAGGAUAGGCCUGACGCAGAGCGGGCUCCAGGGGACUCUGCCUCCUCGGACCCCUCCCUGGCCCCCAAACUGAGCAAGCCCGCUGUGCCCGAGGCACCGAUUGCUAAGAAAGAGCCUGUGCCACGGGGCAAAAGUUUACGAAGCCGGCGGGUACACCGGGGGCUGCCUGAGGCCGAGGACUCCCCAUGCAGGGCCCCUGCGCUGCCCAAAGACCUCUUGCUCCCUGAGUCCUGCACGGGGCCCCCACAAGGACAAAUGGAAGGGGCUGGGGCUCCAGGCCGGGGGGCCUCAGAAGGCCUUCCCAGAAUGUGUACCCGCUCCCUCACUGCCUUGAGUGAGCCCCGCACACCUGGACCGCCAGGCCUGACCACCACCCCCGCGCCCCCGGACAAACUGGGGGGCAAGCAGCGAGCUGCCUUCAAGUCUGGAAAGCGGGUGGGGAAGCCCUCGCCCAAGGCUGCAUCUAGCCCCAGCAACCCGGCUGCCCUGCCUGUGGCCUCAGACAGCAGCCCCAUGGGUUCCAAGACCAAGGAGACGGACUCCCCCGGCACACCUGGCAAGGACCAGCGCUCCAUGAUCCUCCGGUCCCGUACCAAACCCCAGGAGAUCUUCCACGCCAAGCGGAGGCGGCCCUCUGAGAGCCGGCUCCCCAACUGCCGUGCCACCAAGAAACUCCUUGCUAACAACCACCUGCCCACCACGUUCAAGGUCUCCAGCAGCCCCCAGAAGGAAGGCCGGGUGAGCCAGCGGGCAAGAGUCCCUAAGCCCGGCACAGGGGGCAAGCUUUCAGAUCGGCCCCUCCACGCACUCAAAAGGAAGUCAGCCUUCCUGACGCCUGUCCCCACCAAGAAGCGGAACCUCGUGCUACGGAGCAGCAGCAGCAGCAGCAAUACCAGUGGCAGCGGUGGGGACGGGAAGGAGGAGAGGGCUGAGGGUUCCCCCAACCUCUUCAGGAGGGUGUCCUCCCCCAAGAAGGCCAAGCCCAAGGGAAGUGGUGAGCCUCCCACCAAGCCACCACCCCUGGAGACCCCUGACACCUGCAUCAAGCUCGCCUCCCGGGCAGCCUUCCAGGGUACCAUGAAGACUAAGGUGCUGCCACCCCGGAAGGGCCGGGGCCUGAAGCUGGAGGCCAUCGUGCAGAAGAUCACCUCGCCCAGCCUCAAGAAGUUCGUGUGCAAAGUGCCAGGGGCCCCUCUUGGGACUCCUCUGAGCCCAGCCCUCCCGGACAAAGACCGUGGUGGGCUCAAGAGUGCUGGGGGCAGCCCAGCUGGGGCAGAAGAGGGUCUGGUAAGCAUGGGUACUGGGCAGAAACUCCCGGCGGCUUCGGGAGCAGACCCAUUGUGCAGAAACCUGGCCAACAGGGCCUUAAAAGGCAAGCUCGUGAACAGUAAGAAACUGUCCUCACCUGACUGUUUCAAAAGUGAGGCCUACCCACCUGCAGAGGCCCUGCAACCCGGGGGGACUGCCCUAGCACCGAAGAAGAGGAGCCGGAAAGGCAGGGCAGGAGCACCAGGACUUUCCAAAAUCCCACUGGAGAAGCGGCCCUAUCUUGGCCCAGCUCUGCUCCUCACUCCCCGAGACAGGGUCAGCAGCAUGCAGGGGGAUGUCGAGGACAACUCUGGUGGUGGAGGAGGAGGAGGCAAGAAGCCAAAGACAGAGGAGCUGGGCCUGGCCUCCCAGCCUCCAGAAGGCCGACCCUGCCAGCCCCAGACAAGGGCACAGAAGCAGCCAAGCCACACCAACUACAGCAGCUACUCCAAGCGGAAGCGUCUGACCCGAGGCCGAGCCAAGAACACCAAUGCUUCCCCCUGUAAGGGGCGUGCCAAGCGGAGACGGCAGCAGCAGGUACUGCCCCUGGAUCCUGCAGAGCCUGAAAUCCGCCUCAAGUACAUUUCCUCUUGCAAGCGGCUGAGGGCAGACAGCCGGACCCCAGCCUUCUCACCCUUCGUGCGGGUGGAGAAGAGAGACGCAUUCACCACCGUGUGCACUGUUGUCAACUCCCCCGGGGGCGAGCCCAAGCCCCAUAGGAAGCCUUCCUCUUCCACCUCCUCCUCUUCCUCGUUCUCCUUAGACUCAGCUGGGGCCUCUCUGACCACACUCCCUGGAGGCUCCAUCCUGCAGCCUCGGCCCUCCCUGCCCCUCUCCUCUACCAUGCACCUGGGGCCUGUAGUGUCCAAGGCCCUGAGUACCUCUUGCCUUGUUUGCUGCCUCUGCCAAAACCCAGCCAACUUCAAGGACCUUGGGGACCUCUGUGGGCCCUAUUACCCUGAACACUGCCUCCCCAAAAAGAAGCCAAAACUCAAGGAGAAGGUGCGGCCAGAAGGCAUGUUCGAGGAGGCCUCACUCCCCCUUGAGAGAACAGUCAAAGGCCUCGAGUGUGUGGCCACCGCGGCCACCACCGCCGCUGCCACCACCACCACCACCACUGGGAAACCCCCCAGGCCUGACGGCCCAGCUGACCCGGCCAAGCAGGGCUCGCUGCGCACCAGCGCCCGGGGCCUGUCCCGGCGCCUGCAAAGUUGUUACUGCUGUGAUGGUCGGGGGGACGGGGGCGAGGAGGUAGCCCCAGCCGACAAGAACCGCAAGCAUGAAUGCAGCAAAGGGGUCCCCACAGAGCCUGGUGGGGAUACCCAGGAGCACUGGGUGCAUGAGGCCUGUGCUGUGUGGACCAGCGGGGUCUACCUGGUGGCCGGGAAGCUCUUUGGGCUGCAGGAGGCCAUGAAGGUGGCCCUGGACAUGACAUGUUCCAGCUGCCAAGAAGCCGGGGCCACCAUCGGGUGCUCCUACAAAGGAUGCGUCCACACCUACCACUAUCCGUGUGCCAGCGACGCGGGUUGCAUAUUCAUCGAAGAGAACUUUUCUUUGAAGUGUCCCAAGCAUAAGAGGCUGCCAUUGUAAUCCACCACGCCGACUGGAGGAGCCGCCGGAGCCCGCCUGCCCGUCCGCCGCCGAAGGAGAGGAGCCGCCUGCGCACCCUGGAGCUUUGAGCUGCUCCCGGCGCGGGCGCGGAGCCGAUCCAUGAUCCGAGUUCCGGAUCUUGGAUCCGGCCGCCAAGGGCUCAGACUUGCGGCCUCGGGUUGGAAGGAAACCCUGUUCCGGAGUAGCUCGCUUCCGGAACCGGACGACGUGUGGGGCGCUCUGACCCACCACCCCCGGAGCCAGGCUUGGAGAGUGGAGCCGGCGGAGUGGUCAGACUCCUCGCGGCUCGGGGCACCCUGCCUCUGGCGGGGGUGGGAGAUGGCUGUGGCCCGGGGACGCUGCCCCCCCCCGUCCCCCCCCCCCGCCUGAAAGUUCGACGUGGCACACAUUCCUCGGGGGUGCUGCCGCCGCCGUCCCGGGGCGGUGGCGACCCUGUGAGAGGCCUGGGGCGUCUCGAGGAGGGGCAAACCGAAGCCUUUCUGAAGAAGGAGGCCAGGCGGGCGUGGAGGGGGGCAGAGGCUUUGGGAAAAGCCCUCGGAACGCGGCCAAGAGUUCUUCCUACCCAGUCUUUGCCAAAGCUUUUGUGCGGGUCGGGCACAGCCCGGGUAGUCGUAGGCCUAAGCUCAGGGGGUGCGGGGAGGGGAGGGGGGUAGAGACUGGGACACCCUUUUGCUUCUGUUUGUACCCUUUCUGAUCCUCCUCCCAUCCCUGGAGCUCAGCCUGGACGCACAGCAAAAAAAAAAAGAAAGAAAAAGAAGAGACCAGACCCAGGUACCUCCUGCGGAUGCAGUCGUCCCAAAGCACCAUGGUCACGGUCAUUUCCAGGAACCGCAGCGCCCACUCGGCACGGGAGCAGGGACAGCGCUAGAUUCGUGUACAAAACCUGUGUACCCCUCUAUAUAUAUGUUACAUAGAAUGUAUAUAUGUUGGGAACAUGCUCGCUUCUCCCUUGUGUCGCCGCCGUGCGUCGUGCGCCCCGCAGCACAGAACCCCCAACCGGGCCCUUUCAGGAGAAGGGGCUACUGUGAUGUCCCUUCCCCGUGCAGCCACCACCAGCCCGGGCCAGUCCUUGCCAGUCUGUCCACCUGUCCGUCCGUGUCCUCAGCUCUGUCCACGCUUCGAUAGGCCUGACGCAGCCCCCUGCCCGGGGUCGCCCUAGCAACUUCCUGUACAUAUGACUGUAAAAUGGUAAACGUGUGUAUUAUAUCUGGCCUCGUUAUAUAGUGUAUAUAUAUGUAUACAUAUACAUAUAUAUAAUAUAUAUGAAGACUGUAAAUGUUAAGACGACUAGUGUUCUUAUUAGUAUAUUGCUUCACACUGAAGAUUGUGUGUAUCGAGCUGUUUCUAAAAGAUGUUUAUUUUCCUUAAGAGUUAAAAAAAAAAACAGUCAUUGCAUUCAGAAAAAAAAAAAGUCAAUAAAGAUACAACGAUUGUUUU
Molecule: messenger RNA, 7614 nt
Organism: Dipodomys spectabilis (banner-tailed kangaroo rat)
Lineage: Eukaryota; Metazoa; Chordata; Mammalia; Rodentia; Heteromyidae
Gene: Rai1
Product: retinoic acid induced 1
Exons: 8
Coding region: 424-6156 (1910 amino acids)
Biological process (GO): regulation of transcription by RNA polymerase II; circadian regulation of gene expression
Cellular component (GO): nucleus
Source: RefSeq, a predicted model, not a curated record